UCCAGACCAGAGAACAUGUACUGGAUUCUGAACUUGGUAGAAACAGAUCCAGAUCUCUAUGUGAGACACUAUGCUCUACAACAGCUGGUCCUGAAUCCUCCCUUCAGAAGAAUGGAAACAAGUGCUCUCCACACGGAGGGAUUAGUGGAACGCUUGUGGAAAAUGAUGAACUGCACAUUUUCGUAUGACAGUAGGCUGCGUUGUGAUGCAGCAGAUGUUUAUUUCACAUUGUAUGUACGUACACGCCCAUCUUGUCUGCCCAUACCUGAUAACAUGGUUGUUCUGAGUUUAAAAGACAGAAAGAAUAAGAUGAAUCCUGCUUAUGUUCCUGAUGAAAUGGAGGAAAUGUUUGAUGAUGAGGAAGAGGAUGAAGAGGUGGGAAUGGAGGAAGGUGAGAGUUCUCAGGUGGACACUGAGGCCGACAUCGACGUUACGGACAUUGGCGGGGAGGAACCUUCCCUCAAGAGAAAGUCUCCUCCCCCCACAGAGCUGCCGCCACCCUUGGUCCUGUCCAUAGGGAGUGUCCCUGAGACCUGCCCCUUGGGAAUCUUCAACGAAGACAGUGCAUCCCAGUCCAAGAGGCUGAAACUGAGGUAUUUAAAACUGUGGCCUUUAUUGAUAGAGAUGGUUGAUAUUGCACCAUUGCUUAAAAAAAAAUUCUGUUACAUGUUAGAAUGCACAACUAACACUGAUUGCACAGGUAUUGUUUCUUUCUGCAUUGAACAGAUGGAAUCAGAAACCCUUGAGGAACCCCAGGUAACUGAGCCCUCAAAGGCCUCUGGGACUCAGGAAGUCACCGUGACAAAAACACCGGUCACGCCUUCUUCUGCAACGUCGGCAUACGCUGCUGAAUUUCUCAAAUUUGUUGGGGUAAAACAAGAGCAUCCUGCUCCAGAGCCCCAGUUAUCUGUAACCAUGGAUACGUCCUCCAGACUCAGUGAAGGGUCUUCAUCACCCACAACCACUGCCGUGGGGUCAGAAUCUAGUGCUCCUCUCUCCUUUGCUGGACUGUUGCCUUCUUCUGCUUCGGCUACAGACAUGUCGUCUGCUACAGACUCUAAAGCACACAAAGCCAAAAAGAAGAAGAAGAAAAACAAGCACAAACAUAAACACAAGCACAAACAUGACCGGCCUGACAAAGAUCCACUGGGGCGGAUCCGAGAGGGGUCCUUCAACAGCUCCGAGAACUCGCCCAGUGUUACUCAGACCACUCUUAGUUCGCCGGAAUUUGAAAUCUAAACUGUCAUGUUGUAUAUAAAUUGCUAAUAAAAUUAAUCAUACAAAGGUGAAAAUGUAUUUACUUAUUGGUUUGAGUUACAUUAAAAUUGUCAAACUGUAGUGGUUGAUAUAUUGAUGUUGAUUUGAACAUUUCUGUUAAAGUGAAAUAGAAACUUAUCAUGUUCCUGCCUGUGACAGUAAAAGCAUGUUUUUUUGGCUACUUGCAAGGCAUAUUGAUAGAAUACAUUUUGUAUAUCAUU
Magallana angulata is the source of this 1478-nucleotide messenger RNA. RefSeq names its product transcription initiation factor TFIID subunit 2-like. The transcript has 9 exons. Bases 16 to 1239 code for a protein of 407 amino acids. Gene Ontology annotation, molecular function: chromatin binding; RNA polymerase II general transcription initiation factor activity; transcription cis-regulatory region binding. Gene Ontology annotation, biological process: transcription initiation at RNA polymerase II promoter. Gene Ontology annotation, cellular component: transcription factor TFIID complex. Lineage: Eukaryota; Metazoa; Mollusca; Bivalvia; Ostreida; Ostreidae. The record is from RefSeq and is a predicted model, not a curated record.